Fragaria vesca subsp. vesca is the source of this 3773-nucleotide messenger RNA. RefSeq lists its product as uncharacterized. The coding region runs from base 302 to 3550 and encodes 1082 amino acids. The transcript is spliced from 3 exons. Gene Ontology annotation, molecular function: zinc ion binding; histone methyltransferase activity; protein binding. NCBI's taxonomy places the organism in Eukaryota, Viridiplantae, Streptophyta, Magnoliopsida, Rosales, Rosaceae. The record is from RefSeq and is a predicted model, not a curated record. Gene Ontology annotation, cellular component: nucleus.
CAAUUUCUCUUUCCUUUCUCAGGAACCCGCCGACCCAAAUUUUCACAAAUAACAUAACAGAAAAAAGUAGACAACACAGAGUUUCUGUCUGCUCUUUACCGCAUCGAAACCUUGUGUCCAGUUUAGUGUCGGAAAUCUCCAUCUCCACUUGGGUAUGGAGAUUAAUCUCCCAGUUUGACCCCUUUUGAUUCCUUCAUCAAUCAACAACAAGAAUCAUUCGAUUGGAGACUUUGGAUCAUUCGCUGUCCCAAGUUGUAGAGGUUGUUGAGGAAUUGAUUGCAUUGGAGUAGUAGAAGUUGGAAUGGGGGUUGUAGAGGCGAACCCACAUUUGGACUCGUCAAGCAGGACAGUUGUAUCGCUUCAUGGCAGUCAUUCUGAAGCAAGAUUGGGCAAGAAGCCCAUGGACGUUGGUGAGUGUUCUUACAGCCCCAGUUCGGGUAAGAUUAAGAGGCGACUUGUCUCUGCUGUUCGUGAUUUUCCACCCGGUUGUGGAAGAAAUGUUCUCUUAAACAAUGGUGUUGCUGGUACUUCUAGGACUGGACCAAUGGAGGGUAGCAGUGAACUGGAAGCCUCUGUUGGUGCUUCUCAGAGUGUACCGACUGAAAAUUCGGUUGCUGGGGAUAGGAUCAAUGAUGGGAAUGAAGUAGAUGAUAGUGACAUGAUGAGUGUGCCAGUUGAAACUAGAACAUCGUUAGAAGAUGAAGUAUCUGAUUUGCAGGCGAAUCUGUGUCAGUUGAGCAACAAUUCAACAAUUGUUGAAGGGGCAAGUCCUGUUGGUACUACUGAUCAGGCUGAGCAGUUGAUUAGGAGGGAUAGAAAUGAUGAUGGACAAAAAGCUGUAAGCAUGAUCCUCUCAGCUGGUCAGGUGGGUGGCGAUUCUGACUUAAUGAAUAGGGCUGUUGUUGGUACUGUGGAAACAGAUGAAUUAACAGCCUUAGACCAUGAAGGAUCUGAUUUGUCACUAAACCCUUAUCUAGUGCGUAUGGCUACACAGGAUGUACAGAUGGUUUCUGUGAUGUCAGAUCAAAACUCUGCUUCCAUUUCCGUUUCUAAUAGUGGUCAGGAGAAGAAUGCAGCUAGAAGAUAUCCUCCUCGAAGACAUGUCUCAGCUGUUCGGGACUUCCCUCCUUUUUGUAGAAGGAAUGCUGCCUUGGAGGCCAGAAAUUUCAGUGAAGAGCAGUCGGAUAUGGGUGACAAGCCAUCCUCAUCAAAGAUGAAUACCAUUAUGCAACAAGCAGGAGUGGGUGAUGUUCGGGAGGAAGAGUUCCACAAGAAUGAAUUGGGAGGGAAUGAUUAUGAAGUAACUGGGGACGGAGUUCAAACUGAACGCAAGGGACAUGAUGUAGAAGAAAUGGAGAGAAAAGAUGAAUGCAACAAUGGGAUGAAGUUGGUUUUGGAAGAUACAAGAAAAAAUGAGAUUGUACCUUCUCAAGAAGAAAGCAAUGAAUGUAAAGGGACAAGGGAGGAUGGUAUACAUUCAGAGAAGAAAGUGGGGAAGCAGAUUGUGGUAUACCAUGAGAAGAACAGUCCAGGAGGAAAUAUCCAAGAAGAUAGGGUGAUUGUAAUGGGUUUGAUGGCUGCAUCAAAUUGUCCAUGGCUGAAGGCAAUAGAGGUGGAGGAACCUAAACCAAAUGGUGGCAUGAGUGAAGGCAAACAGAAGAAACCAUAUGGUAUGAGUGGAAGCAAACGGAAGAAACCAGAUGGUAUGAGUGAAAGAAAACAGAAGAAACCAAGUGCUGGUGUUAGUGAAAGUAAACAGAAAACACUUCAUUUUGAAUGUCAGCCAGAAGGAUCUAACACUACUCCUAGGACUAAAAGUGACUCGAAGAUUGGGCGAAAGCCUAGAAAGACAAAUGGUGCAGGAGCAAGAGAGACUGCUAAUCAAGGCACGAGCCAGCAACUUGUUAUUAGGGGCGAGGAUGCGGUUCCAAUAUCAUGUUAUACACAUGUGUCACAUGUGUGCCCUCCUCCUUUUUGUCAGAGUAGUUCAAGCAAUGAAGUUUGUGAUGGUGGUGCAAUUGUGACCCGAAACAAGGUGAGGGAGACAUUGCGGCUUUUUCAAGCUGUUUCUAGGAAGCUCUUGCAGGAGGAUGAAGCUAAGUCAAAGGAAGGAGGAACCUCCCGCAAAAGGUAUGAUCUUCAAGCAGCAAAGAUCCUAAAGGAAAAAGGAAAAUAUGUAAAUGUAGGCAAACAAAUCUUGGGAGCUGUUCCUGGAGUGGAAGUUGGUGAUGAGUUUCAUUACAGAGUGGAACUUCUUAUGAUUGGCCUACAUCGCCAAAUUCAAGGUGGUAUAGAUUAUGUUAAGCAUGGGGGGAAGAUCCUUGCAACCAGUAUUGUUGCAUCAGGGGGGUAUGCUGAUGCUUUGGAUGAUUCAAAUUCCUUGAUUUACACUGGCCAAGGAGGAAAUAUGAUAAAUACAGAAAAGGAACCUGAAGAUCAGAAGCUUGAACGUGGCAACCUUGCUUUGAAGAAUAGUCUGGAUGAAAAGAAUCCUGUUAGAGUGAUCCGUGGGUCUGAAUCAUCAGAUGGAAAAUCUAGGACAUAUGUGUAUGAUGGACUAUAUUUGGUAGAGAAAUGUUGGCAACAUUUGGGGCCUCAUAAUAAGCUUGUAUACAAGUUUCAUCUGGACAGAAUUGCGGGUCAACCAGAGCUUGCUUGGAAAGAGCUUAAGAAGUCCAAAAAAUUUCAAGUACGUGAAGGUAUCUGUGUUGAUGAUAUUUCAGGUGGCAAAGAGUCCAUUCCUAUCUGUGCUGUGAAUACCAUAGACGAUGAAAAGCCUCCAUCCUUUGAAUACAUAACUAGCAUGAUAUAUCCUUAUUGGUGCCGCCCACUUCCUCUCUUGGGUUGUAGCUGUACUGCUGCAUGCUCAGACUCAGAGAAAUGUUCUUGUGCAGUUAAGAAUAGAGGUGAGAUCCCAUAUAACUUUAACGGGGCUAUUGUUGAAGCUAAACCCCUUGUGUACGAGUGUGGACCUACUUGCAAAUGUCCUCCUUCUUGCCAUAAUAGAGUAAGCCAGCAUGGUAUAAAAUUUCAGCUUGAAAUUUUUAAAACUAAAUCAAGGGGAUGGGGGGUGAGAUCCCUUAAUUCCAUUCCUUCAGGAAAGUUUAUUUGUGAGUACAUAGGAGAGCUCCUUGAGGAGAAGGAAGCCGAAGCAAGAGCUGGUAAUGAUGAGUAUCUGUUUGAUAUUGGGAAUAACUACAACGACAAUCUUUGGGAUGGGCUUUCGUCCCUCAUGCCCGAUGCACACUCAAGUUCUUACGAAGUUGUAGAGGAAGGUUGUUUCACCAUUGAUGCUGCGAGCAAAGGCAAUUUGGGGAGAUUUAUCAACCAUAGCUGUUCCCCUAAUCUUUAUGCACAAAAUGUCCUCUAUGAUCACGAAGACAACAGAAUUCCUCACAUUAUGUUCUUCGCCGCUGAGAACAUUCCUCCUUUGCAAGAGUUGACAUAUGAUUACAAUUAUAUGAUAGAUCAGGUUCGUGAUUCCAACGGCAAUAUAAAGAAGAAGAAUUGCUAUUGUGGUUCUCCAGAGUGCACUGGCCGGCUGUAUUGAGGCAGUUUGAAGCAGCCAAGUCACAUUCAAUUUUCAAUUUAGAAGGAUUUGACUGUGGCUUUUGAGGACGGUGAUCAUGAGAGCAUUUGGAGGCCGAUUGUUAUUACAUACCCUUAGUUUCUUGCCCCUAAUGAUCAAACAGUGAAGACUUGAUUGUGAUCAACAACGCUUCGGAUCCCUGUCCUGUGUCAAUGCUGGUGAGUUAAAUGUGGGUCUGAACUAU